AUGCACCUCAACGGUCUCACACAGCACCUCAAAAUUUUUACAUUCCACCUCAUUGACCACAGUGCGAAGUACAGCUUUGAACUUGAAGACGAUCCAGAAGAUCAUCUCGCAAGUAAACCAAAACAUCGAGGAGACACAAAAGGAGCUGAAGAGACUUCAAUUUCUGGAGAGUGCAGUGGCGUGGCAGGCGGCUGUCCGACUGCAGGCGUGGUGCAGAGGAGAGGCAACCCGCAGAUGGUGGAGAUCUCUGAACAUGUCAGUGUGCAAGAUACUUUAGUGUGGGUUGAAGGUAACGAGCCUACUCUGUGGGCCGUGAAGCGAGCCAUUGAAGCGUUAAUGCUACCUCCCGCAACGACGUCCGCGCAGAUUGAUCAAGAGUAUCACCGACUUAAAAUGAAGGUCGUCAAUGCACACCGAGAGGUGAAGGACUUCACAUCUAGCCUGGACCACGAAAAAUCCCAAAUCAAACUGAUGACUGAGAAUAAACUCCGCGCUGAGGAAAGUACGGCCUCGUUACGUCGCACUCGCACGCCCACGCGCACGAGGUUGUUCAGUCGCAAAAGUAGCCGAUCACAAGAAUCGGUUACAGAGCGAUAUAAACCUCAGUCGCUUAUAGAGGAACACAAAGCCAAGAAGAUGAUUAAGGAAUAUCCGUCAUUGGAUGUUUACAGUCAUCUUUUCUAUCAGCUGCACAACAAUCCAGAGUACCUGGCACAGCUGUUAGUUCUGGAAAGGCCGAAAGAAUCCGACCCACUAUCGGAUAUGAUUCUUGCUACUCAUAGCUACGGUCAAGGUACGAGAGACAAUUUAAACCUCAAUCGCAUAUACAAAAGAGCGAUAUCCGUCGCCGUUGCCAAGGUACAACCCAAACUAACACCUGCCAUAGUCUACGUGUUCUGA
Molecule: messenger RNA, 900 nt
Organism: Sphaeroforma arctica JP610
Lineage: Eukaryota; Ichthyosporea; Ichthyophonida
Exons: 7
Coding region: 1-900 (299 amino acids)
Source: RefSeq, a predicted model, not a curated record